Messenger RNA from Lucilia cuprina (Australian sheep blowfly), 2161 nucleotides. It is a transcript of the gene PSR, whose product is annotated as bifunctional arginine demethylase and lysyl-hydroxylase PSR. Gene Ontology annotation, cellular component: nucleus; cytoplasm. The coding region runs from base 186 to 1403 and encodes 405 amino acids. Gene Ontology annotation, biological process: phagocytosis. Gene Ontology annotation, molecular function: histone H4R3 demethylase activity; P-TEFb complex binding. The record is from RefSeq and is a predicted model, not a curated record. The transcript has a single exon. Lineage: Eukaryota; Metazoa; Arthropoda; Insecta; Diptera; Calliphoridae.
UGAUGAAAACACACACAUUUUGACAGCACGUACGUGCAUUUUAUAACGGCACUAAAAAAAGCAUCUGGUUGGGAAAAAAUAAUAGAAAUAUCGCGAAAUUAUUGUUAAUUAUCUUUUCAGCAAAAAAUCGUACAAUAAUUUAUUUUAUUUAAUACUAUUUCCAAUAAAUUGCAUACGCUAAUAAAAUGAGUGAAGAAUUUAAGUUGCCCAAACGUUCACGCAAACGUACACGUGAAGUAAAACGUAAAGCUAGACCUGAAUUAGACAAAGAAGGUUGGACGGCCUUACGCUAUGCCGAACGCUUUGAACCAUUUUGUCAGGUCAAAGACAAUGUUGAACGUAUUAGAGAAGACGAGGUCAGCUGUCAAGAAUUUAUUAAACGAUUUGAGGAGCCCUACUUGCCGGUGGUGAUUGAAGGAUGCCAACAAGGAUGGCAAGCUCUGGAAAAGUGGACUCUACCACGUUUGGUAAAAAAGUAUCGCAAUCAAAAGUUCAAAUGCGGUGAAGAUAAUGAGGGCUAUAGUGUUAAAAUGAAAAUGAAGUAUUACAUAGAGUAUAUGAAGACAACAAAGGAUGACAGUCCCCUGUAUAUAUUCGAUAGUAGCUUUGGCGAACAUCAUCGCCGGCGUAAAUUGUUAGAGGACUAUGUGGUGCCACAAUAUUUUCGCGAUGAUUUGUUCAAGUAUUGUGGCGAAGAACGACGCCCACCAUACCGUUGGUUCGUAAUGGGACCCGCCAGAUCGGGUACUGGUAUACAUAUUGAUCCUUUGGGUACCAGUGCUUGGAACGCAUUAAUUAGUGGUCACAAACGUUGGUGCUUAUUUCCCACCCAAACUCCAAAAGAUUUGCUGAAGGUGCCCUCCAAUUUGGGUGGUAAACAGAGAGACGAAGCUAUUACCUGGUUUAGUACCGUCUAUCCUCGUACCAAGCAAUUGGAUUGGCCAAAGGAAUAUGCCCCUCUAGAGAUUCUACAAAAGCCGGGUGAAACUGUGUUCGUACCCGGUGGCUGGUGGCAUGUUGUCUUAAAUUUGGACGAUACUAUAGCGAUUACGCAAAACUUUUGCAGUCGCACAAAUUUUCCCAUUGUAUGGCACAAGACUGUAAGAGGUCGUCCCAAGUUGUCCCGUAAAUGGUUGCGCGUAUUACGCGAAAAGGAACCUGAAUUGGCGAAAGUCGCCGAAAGUAUUAAUAUCGAUCAAAGUACGGGCUUUGCCUCCGAUAGUUCCAGCAAUUCAAGCUCAUCUUCAUCAAGCUCCUCAUCAUCGGGUACUGACACAGAAAAUGAGGGAAACAAGAGCGAUGACGAUUCCUGUUCCUCGAAUACCGAUAGUGGCCAAGAGAGUUUAACUGCUAAAAAGAAAAAGAAGCGACGUAUGGGUGGACAUAUGUCCUCAAACUCAUGAUGGCCGCCACAUUGGUGGCGAUGUAGUAGAGGCAACCAAUCGGAUGAUCAUUCAAAUACUUCUUCUAAUCAAGAUAAUCAACAAUUAACUGAAAUCGUACAAGUUGGAGAGAAGCUGGAACCAAAAACGGCUAACAAUUCUAUGGUUAAAUAUCUCAAUUGGCGUCUACUACAUUUAGGUCUUAUUGAAAAAAGUUAACAUUUUAUUAUUAAUCUACAACUACAUAUAACAUAAACCUAUUAGCAGUUGUUAACAAUUACGCAAUUAUAAUUAAAAUAAUAUCAUUUACUUCUUUCACCAUACAACACCAUCAGCUAGGGUCACUAUUUAUGUCUGUAGUAUGUUGUAUAUCAUCUGCUAAAUUUAGAUUGUAUUUUAGAUUUUAGAAAAAACUUCUUAAAUUUCUAUUUUUUUUAGUUUUUCAUUUGACCUUUAAAAUAACUUCUAAUUUGAUUUCUUUUAUUGUUUGUUCACCUUGAAGUAUUUUUAGAACAGGAAAACCCUUUUUGCUUUAUGAUUCAGUUACCGCUUCGAAUCACCCACCCAUGCCAAUCUCAUUACUUAGCAUGUGCUGUUGGCGAUUCUUAUUAUUCUGGAUAUAGUUUUUUUUGUUUUUAUUUUAAUUCUUGUAUUCAUUUUUUGACCUUAAAUAAGUAACAAAAAGUUAAUGGAACACAUUGAUUUGAUUUUCUUUAAAUUUACCUACAUUUAUGACUAAUAUUAACUACAACAAUAAAAACAAUUAAUUUAAUUUAAAA